AUGAAACUGGGUCAAUACAUUGUCAAGCGUCUCGAAGAGCUACAUGUCACGCACGUAUUCGGCCUGCCAGGCGAUUAUAACAUGCAGCUGCUCGACCAUAUUGAGGAUAGCCACAAGCUUCAGUGGGUCGGUUGCGCGAAUGAGCUGAAUGCUUCGUACGCCGCUGAUGGCUAUGCAAGAGCCGCGAAUCGUCCCGCCGUGCUUGUCACGACAUUUGGUGUGGGAGAGCUCUCAGCACUGAACGGUGUGGCUGGAUCCUACACUGAAAUGCUGCCUGUGCUGCACAUUGUCGGCAUGCCUCCCUCGGCCGCACAGGCCAACCAUCUGUGGAUGCACCACACACUUGGUGGUAACUUGUACAGUGCGUACUACAACAUGUCGCAGCAUAUAUCGUGUGAUGCUGCUUUGAUCGGAUGGUCUCAGCGUGAUCUCGACAAUGCCCCCUACCAUGUAGAUCGGGUGAUCCUGACAAUGCUCCGUGAAAAGCACCCAGCCUACAUUGGCAUUCCCGUGGAUAUUAUCGAUAUGGAAGUCUCUGGUGACAUGCUGGAUACACCGCUUGUGGUACCGCGUCCCGUUGUACCAGCUGAAAAGUGCGAGUAUGUUGUUAACGAGGUCGCGCGCGAUGUCGAGGCGGCCAAGCGUCCAUUGUUCCUCGUGGACGGAUGCGUGCAGCGACACAAUGUUGUCAAGCUUGUGUAUGACUUUUUGAAGAAAAUUGGCGUGCCCGUGGUCGUUGCACCGAUGGGCAAGAGUCUAUUCCCUGAGGAUGACGAACAAUUCCUGGGUGAAUAUGUCGGCCGGGGCUCGGCACCGAGUCUCGAGGCCAUCAUGGAGGAGGUCGACUUGUUCGUAAUGCUGGGAGGUUUCAAGUCGGAUAUGAACACGGGCAAGUUUUCUUACCGCACACCGACAUGCCACUCGAUCGAAAUUCACAGUCACUCAGUCCAGAUCGGCUACGCCGAGAUUAGUGGCAUCGGUUUCGAAGAGGUGCUUCCUGCUCUGGGCGAGCGUCUUGCCGUGCAUCACGAUGCAUACUUGCGUCUUACCAAGGAGCUACGCGCUCGGCUUCCCGAUAAGCAAACCUUCCCUGACGAGUCGUUCAUUUCCCAGGACUACCUUUGGCACAGGAUCGGCCAAUUUUUGCGUCCGAAAGACCACGUCGUGUGUGAUAUGGGCACCUCGUGCUUUGGUGCCACCCGCACGCGCGUUCCUACUGGUGCGCACUACUACCAGCAGCUCUUGUACGGCUCGAUUGGCUGGAGUGUAGGUGCCGUGCUCGGUGUGCUGUAUGGCGCGCAAGUAACAGACAAGGGCCGCGUCAUUCUCUUUGUUGGUGACGGCAGUCUGAUGCUGACGAUGCAAGAGAUUGCCACGAUUAUGCGUUACGGUCUGAAGCCCAUCAUCUUUGUCUUGAACAAUGAUGGAUACGAAAUUGAGCGCAAGAUCCAUGGUCCUGACCGCUCGUACAACAACAUCCCGCGCCUUGACUACAGCCUCUUGCUCGAUUUCAUGUCGUGUACACGCGACGUGCGUGCUGAUAUCCGGUCUCACGAGUCCAGCCAUGUACGGCAGGAGGCGUCACGCAGCCACCAUGCCGAAGUGAAUGUCCCAGAAAAGCACUACCACAGUGUGCGCACGCGUGAAGAGCUCGAGAAGCUGUUUGAGGACGAAAAGGUCCAGAAUGCGGAUGGCAUUCAUCUCGUGGAGCUGUUCUUGCGCCGCGGCGAUGCACCUGAUCUCCUCAACAAGUUUGUAAACAACAUUUAG
Molecule: messenger RNA, 1770 nt
Organism: Malassezia restricta
Lineage: Eukaryota; Fungi; Basidiomycota; Malasseziomycetes; Malasseziales; Malasseziaceae
Product: pyruvate decarboxylase
Exons: 1
Coding region: 1-1770 (589 amino acids)
Molecular function (GO): carboxy-lyase activity; magnesium ion binding; thiamine pyrophosphate binding
Source: RefSeq, a predicted model, not a curated record